CUAAGUCGUUCGUGGACAUUUUGUUGGACAGAUUAUUCCAUUUUUAUGAGUUUCGCGUACAAUCCCCUUCCUCCUAAGAGCAAUUUUGGAAUCGUGAAUGAGAAAUUACUUACCAAAAUUUAAUUUUUUGAGAAUCAUAAUCAUUUAUCACGUAAAGAAUUUGUAAAAUCCUGUGAAGACCAGUUAACUAUAAAAGAAACAAGUUGUAAAUACCGAUUUAUCAACAAAUUAAACUAUAUUUUGAAAGGACAAGAAAAUCAAUUAUGGAAAAUAAAAAAAAAAAUAUUGUCUUUACUCAACUUCCAGCGAGUUCAAAUUCUGUCAAAAACACAAAUAUCAGUUAUACAUCUAGUUCACAAGAAAGUAAGUCUUUAAAAGCUAUCAAGUCUCCGAGUUUGCAACGUCCUGAUUUUCUAAAUAACUACAAUGUGACUGGAAAUUCGAAGUUCGAUAAACUGACAUAUGUUAAAAAAAUUGAAAACGAAUAUAAAAAAAUAAAUUCAAAUUUAAAUGAAGAGGUAGUUGGUAUCAAAAAGAGGAAAAAUGAGUAUAAGGAAAAGAGUAAACAACCUCAUAAUAAGCGACCCAUGAAAUCUAAAUCAAAUUCUGUCAAAAACACAAAUAUCAGUUAUACAUCUAGUUCACAAGAAAGCAAGUCUUUAAAAGCUAUCAAGUCUCCGAGUUUGCAACGUCCUGAUUUGCUAGAUAACUACAAUGUGACUGGAAAUUCGAAGUUCGAUAAACUGACAUAUGUUAAAAAAAUUGAAAACGAAUAUAAAAAAAUAAAUUCAAAUUUAAAUGAAGAGGUAGUUGGUAUCAAAAAGAGGGAAAAGGAGUAUAAGGAAAAGAGUAAACAACCUCAUAAUAAGCGACCCAUGCAAUCUAAAUCAAAUUCUGUCAAAAACACAAAUAUCAGUUAUACAUCUAGUUCACAAGAAAGCAAGUCUUUAAAAGCUAUCAAGUCUCCGAGUUUGCAACGUCCUGAUUUGCUAGAUAACUACAAUGUGACUGGAAAUUCGAAGUUCAAUAAACUGACAUAUGUUAAAAAAAUUGAAAACGAAUAUAAAAAAAUAAAUUCAAAUUUUAAUGAAGAGGUAGUUGGUAUCAAAAAGAGGAAAAAGAAGUAUAAGAAAAAGAGUAAACAACCUCAUAAUAAGCCACCCAUGAAAUCUAAUUCUGAAAGUUCACCUAAAGAGAAUAAACAUCCUAUCGCUGGUACGUCAAAAGGAGAAGAACAAAUGGAACAUACUCAUGAGUUAUCUGUAAAUAAAAAUACUAAUUUAAACAAUGAUCUAAAAGAAAACGAAAAGGAUGAUAUAAGUGAAGAGGAUGCUGGUAUCAAAAAGACGAAAAAGAAGCAUAAGAAAAAGAGUAAACAACGUAAAAAUAAGCGACUCAUGAAAGCUGCAUUGAAGUCAAUGCCACAAUUGUAAUCUUAUGGGUCCAAUGAACGAAAUAAUUUUUAGUAAUAUUGAUGACCGAAAAAUAAGAAAAUAGAUUAAAAGGCAUGUAAGUGGAUCCACGCAAGCCUGAUUAUUUUAUCAAGUUAUCACUUUUUUAGCUACUGAUUUAGUCUAAUAUUAUUAGUUAAUUUUAAUUGUGUGUAAUUUGUAUGUUUUUUGCUGUAU
Molecule: messenger RNA, 1628 nt
Organism: Adelges cooleyi (spruce gall adelgid)
Lineage: Eukaryota; Metazoa; Arthropoda; Insecta; Hemiptera; Adelgidae
Exons: 2
Coding region: 264-1433 (389 amino acids)
Source: RefSeq, a predicted model, not a curated record